AUGAUCAAAUCAUUAAUAUUUAAUGAUAAAUCUAUUAGAUUAUUAGGAUCAUCAUCCUAUUCUUCUUUUAUCAAUUAUAAUCGACGUUAUUAUUGUUCAAAUGAAACGGCAAAGUUAAACAACAAUAAUAAUAAUACUUCUUCUUCUUCGAUAUCAGAAAAUACAAAAGAAUAUUUAAGAAAAAGAGAUCAAGUUGUAAAUGCACAUACCGAUCAAUUAAGAAUAGCAAUUAUCAAUACUUCAAAGACUGCAAGUGUUGCAAUGAAGAAACAUCAACUCGAUGAGAAACCUCAAUACUUUUCUCUGUUGGCAAAGAUGAUGAGUGGUGUAUCACUAUGUUCAUCCUUUUUAAAAGAUGAAGAAAGAUUUAAAGCCCAAAUUAAAUCUAGAAAUUUAAAUCCUUUUUAUAUAUAUGCAGAAUCAUUAAAAGUUGGAGAAGUUAGAGGAUUUUUACAAGAGACUGAAGCAAUUGAUAGACAAUAUAGUGGAAAGGUGAUGGGAGAAGAUGAUGAACCACCCAAUGGAGUAUUUCAAAUUACAAAGACAUUGUAUGGUGCCAAAACACCAAUUGAAUCAUCAGUGGAAUUGGUAGAUUACUCUAUUGAAAAUGAAUUUGCAUUGUAUUUUUUCUUGUCUGAACAAAUACCAUCUGCCAUUAAAUUGGAAACUCGUAUUGGAAAGGACAAUAAUGAUUGUUUUAGUGGUGGUAUAUUGGUACAAACAAUGCCAGGUACACCUGAUAAUAUCAUUCAAGAUGUUAGAAAUCGUAUUAGAGAUUUAUCAAUUGAAAAGGAACUCUUUCAGAAUUCAAAAACAUUGGAAGAUAUCAUUCAAUUGAUAAAACCAGAAUCUGAUACAUCACCGUUAGUCAUUAUAGGUCGUACAUUGGUAGAUUUCUAUUGUCGAUGUAAUAUUACAACUUUUAAAAAUCAUAUCAUGUCUUUGGGUUUACACGAAGUAAAAUCAAUGAAACAAGAUAAUCAUAAUGAAAUUAGAUGUUAUAGUUGUAAUACUAUUCAUAAAUUAACAGAUAAAGAUUUUUCUGAUAUGAUUAAUAUUUUAGAAAAUAAACAAGAAUAA
Cavenderia fasciculata is the source of this 1080-nucleotide messenger RNA. RefSeq lists its product as uncharacterized. Bases 1 to 1080 code for a protein of 359 amino acids. Gene Ontology annotation, molecular function: protein folding chaperone. Gene Ontology annotation, cellular component: cytoplasm. NCBI's taxonomy places the organism in Eukaryota, Evosea, Eumycetozoa, Acytosteliales, Cavenderiaceae. Gene Ontology annotation, biological process: protein refolding. The record is from RefSeq and is a predicted model, not a curated record. The transcript is spliced from 2 exons.